Molecule: messenger RNA, 3731 nt
Organism: Austrofundulus limnaeus
Lineage: Eukaryota; Metazoa; Chordata; Actinopteri; Cyprinodontiformes; Rivulidae
Product: protein tweety homolog 3
Exons: 15
Coding region: 544-2208 (554 amino acids)
Cellular component (GO): plasma membrane
Molecular function (GO): intracellularly calcium-gated chloride channel activity; volume-sensitive chloride channel activity
Source: RefSeq, a predicted model, not a curated record
CCCAUCCUCCUCCAGAGCUUUUUAAAGACCGUGUUCGCUUCGCGCUCCGACGGUAUCACCCAAGGAGCUGCCUGGUGCCAAAUAGCCCACACCGACCCCACGGCUGUCGUAGGAGCGAACGUCUUUAGGAGGACGGCGGCAAAACUGUAAAUAAUAAAUUAACAGACACAGGGCUGCGGGCCAGAGAGUUUAACCCCUCAUCUUCCAGAGAGGAGGGGGGGGGAGAGGACCGUCGAAGGGUCGCUUGGUGAAAUGUGAGCAGACCGGCGCUUCGGCAAUCGUCUCUUUUUUUAUUUUUAUUUUUUAUUUUGUUGUAGUCCCUUUCUGUUUGCCUCAAUGCGGUGGGGACUGCAGCCGACGCGCUCGGUACAGCCGCGUUGAUGCCGCAGCGGCCGGCUGUCGUGCUCCAAAUCCACCGCCACCGGAUCGGGGAAGACAAUAGAAGCACCGGACUCCCCGAGUCUGCAUCCGCUCCGGGCUUCAGGAGUUUCUCUGGGAGGAACCUGGUUAAAGAGUGACGUGACAGUGAGCAGCUGCAUCAGGAUGGCGGCCGUGGUGAACUAUUCUCCUCCGUGGUGGGUGAACCUGCUCCACCGGUUGCCUCACUUCAACCUAGAGUUUCAAGUGGUGAGCAGCGACUUCAGACCGGAGGACUCGGAGUAUCAGAAGUCUGUUUUGCUGAUUGGUUCUGUGGCUUUGAUGUGUUUGGGCCUGGACCUUCUCUUCCUCCUCAUCUACUCCUUCUGGCUUUGCUGCCGAAGAUGCAAACGUGACGAGUCCUCGCACUCCCAUACGCGCUCCCAGCAGCCCAGUGCUGACUGCUGCUGCACUGCCUGGUGCGUCAUCAUUGCCACGCUUGUUUGCAGCGCUGGCAUUGCUGUAGGAUUCUACGGAAACGGGGAGUCGAGUGAUGGAGCCAGUCGACUGGCGUACUCCCUCCGUCAUGCCAACCGCACUGUAUCUGGGGUGGAGAAGCUGGUGUCGGACAACGCCCAGGCCUUAAACCAGACGGUGGAGGAAAACUUGGUCCAGCUAGAGACAACGUUCCAGGAUCAGACAGACUUUGUGGCCAUUGUCCAGAAGCUGCAGGGACAGCUAGAUGAGCUGGUGAGGCUGAUGGUUGAUGUUCCCUUCUGGUCCAACACUGACAUCUCCCUGGAGGACUUGGCUCAAAAAACGGAGGCAUUUGACUUUUACAGAUGGUUGGGAUAUCUUGGCUUGCUGCUGUUUGAUGUUCUCAUUUGUCUCCUGGUGCUCUUUGGUCUCAUACGAAACUCUCGAGGCACUCUGAUUGGCGUGUGUCUGCUCGGGGUUCUGACUCUGAUAAUCAGCUGGGGUUCUCUGGGCCUGGAACUGGCUGUUGCUGCCUCUGCCAGUGACUUCUGUGUUUCCCCGAAUACCUACAUCACCAGUGUAACCAAAGAAAACGCCGUCAUCAACCAAGAUAUCCUGCAGUAUUACCUGAAGUGCAGCUCUGGACAAGCUAAUCCCUUCCAGCAGAGGCUGUCAGGGAGUCACAAAGCAUUGGUGGAGAUGCAGGAUGAUGUGGCAGAGCUACUGAGAUCAGCAACACGUGAUUAUGCCAGUGCCAAGGAAAGUCUCGAACAGAUCCAGUCCGUGCUGAACUCUACCGAGGUCGGUCUGCACCAGCUGACUGCUCUCGUGGAUUGUCGCAGCCUACACAUGGACUACGUCCAAGCGUUGACCGGGCUGUGUUAUGAUGGGGUGGAGGGUCUCAUCUACCUGGUUCUCUUCUCCUUCGUCACGGCUCUGAUGUUCUCCUCCAUCGUGUGCAGCGUGCCACAUACUUGGCCGAGGAAGAGGACGGAUGAGGAGGAUGGAGAAGACGAGUCGGGCGCAUCACGUGGCGGUGUGCACGAUAACCUGUACCGCGUUCACAUGCCCAGUCUCUACAGCUGUGGCUCCAGCUACGGUAGCGAAGCUAGCCUGCCCGCUACAGCCCACACUGUCAGCAAUGCCCCCGUCACUGAAUACAUGAGCCAGAACGCAAACUUUCAGAACCCUCGGUGUGAGAACACCCCCCUGAUUGGCAGGGAGUCCCCUCCACCCUCUUACACCUCCAGUAUGAGAGCAAAGUACCUGGCCACCAACCGACCGGACCAGAAUCGCCGCUCUGUUCCUAAUGACCAAUUGGAUCCUGCCAGCCGACCUCACCCCGCCGCCCGACCACAGUCCUCGGUCCAYUAGAGACCACUUCAAUUCGGCACUGCCCCAAUCCUGUUCUCGCAGCCAAAAGCCAGACUCGACUCAGCGCUCAUGCCAGAGCUCAACUAAGUGCAUUUAGGAGCCCACUUCGUACAAGCCUGAUUUAUUUCACCAACAUUUCUUCAGAAACAGCACAUCAAGUCGGAACUCUUCAAUCAAUGCAAAUGACUGCGUUUAGAAAAUUAACUGACUAAUCUCCUACUGUUAUCUUAAAAAAGGAAAAUCAUCCUUGAAGGUCACUAUUUCUUCUCCUCUUCGUUUAAAAUCUUCACUCAGCUGUUCAUUCCAGUACCACUGAUGGAUCAGCUCAUGUACCCACAAUGCACAGCAACGUGAAAGCCUCUACACAAUUUCUCCUUCUGUUUGUCAGAUAUUUCCUUCUCCUCUUGGACUUGUACGMUGACUUUCUGGUCCUUCGCACCACUCGACUCCCAGUCACCUUUACAUUCAGACCACAAACAGGAAAGCACAUGCUCACAUACGCACAUACCCCCACACACGCACACACACACACACACACACCUGCUGUACAGACCUGUAAAUAGUCAACAUGCGCUUUAUUCUGAUCUCAUUAAAAAAAAAAAACAGACUGUUGAAUCUUUACUGGUUAUGUGAUGUGCUGCGUGUUUAAUAUAAAAAUUCUUCGGCGUUUCUCUUGUACGAACACACAGACACAAACUGGCGAGCGAACAAACUGAACRCACAUGCUUACAAAUAAUAAACCGGAGAACCAGAGAGCCAUGUUUAGAUAGGAACUGAACUGUGCCACCACAUUCACAUUUCCACUAAGACUUGAAUUGCGUUAUUAAAGAAAAGACUGUGUCCACAUCUCUUUUCAUACUUGUUUACAUGCACACAUACAGUACACACAUUUAUMAAUAUGAGCCAGGAAUCGAGUUGUGAAACAACUGCUUGUAUCUGAAAAAGGAAGUCAGAGACCACUGACGUCAGAAGGCUCCUCAUGUGCCAAAAAACUGGAAAAUAAGAAGGAUGCCUGAUUCUGUCUUCAUCUUCUACUGCCUCUGGAUGACUGGAGAAAAGGGGAAAAAAGAGCUCAGAAGGAGUAUUUCCCCUGUGACUGUCACUGACGAGGGAACAGGAAGAGACACUUGAAAMGGGAAGCAAUGGACACAUUAAUUGCGACUUAACAUUUGUAAGGUGCUAUGUAAAAGUGUCAAGACCUUGGAAGAAGGUCAAGACUGAGAGGGAAAGAAACAUUAAUGUUCUUUUUUUUUAUUAUUAUUUUUUAUCUAGGAUUUUGAGAAGGAACACAGAAAGCAGCAAAAAUAAGUCAAAUUUCCUUUACACCUGAAAGGAAAGUGUCGUAACCUGAAAAAACAAUGUUUAAUAGAAGUCACAAAUACAUUGGGUAUAGUUUUUUUUUUUUUCUACUUAAAGGGGUAAUUAAGAUAUUUUGAAGUGUUUUUGGAAAGGCUAUGAACAAAUAAUAUAUUACCUGUUUUAGAUGGAUCCUUGAACAGCUUCAGAUUGUAGAAAGUGUGUAA